AUGAAAUUCCUCGCUUUUGCUAUUUUCUCUUGUAGUGAUUGCAAGACAUUUUACUUUGCAGGGCAAGAAACCAGUAAUACAUUGCUUGUUUGGACUGUUUUUCUCCUAGCAGUUCAUACAGAUUGGCAAGAGGAAGCAAGAAAGGAGAUCCUACAAUUAUUUGGAAAACAGAAUCCAAAUCCGGAUGGCAUUUCCAAACUUAAAAUCAUGAGUAUGAUCCUCGAUGAGUCUCUAAGGUUAUAUCCUCCUGCUGUUGCCAUUCCACGGAGCACUGGAAGGGAAGUUAGACUAGGAAAGCUCAUUGUCCUUGCUAAUGGUGAUCUGCUCGUCUCAGUUCUAGCACUGCACCAUGAUCCUCAAUUUUGGGGACCAGAUGUGCAUCUUUUCAAGCCUGAGAGAUUCUCAAGGGGCGUUGCUAAAGCUACUAUCAGUAAUGUAGGUGCUUUCGUGCCAUUUGGACUGGGACCUCGAACUUGUGUGGGCUUGAACUUCGCAAUCACUGAAGCUAAGAUUGCCUUGUCGAUGAUUCUACAAUGCUACUCCUUCACUCUUUCCCUGGCUUAUAUCCACUCCCCCUAUCAGAAUAUCACACUCCGGCCACAACAUGGACUUCAAGUAUUGCUACAACCAUUGUGAAUAUCGAAGCUCAGAUAAGAAACUUCUCUGUAAGAAUUCUUGCAAAAUAAUGAAAACAAAGAUGGAUUAGAAAAAUAAGAAGCACGAAACAGAAUCUAAUAGGAAUUUGAGACACAUGUU
Messenger RNA from Rosa chinensis, 756 nucleotides. RefSeq names its product cytochrome P450 CYP749A22. The record is from RefSeq and is a predicted model, not a curated record. Gene Ontology annotation, molecular function: iron ion binding; heme binding; oxidoreductase activity, acting on paired donors, with incorporation or reduction of molecular oxygen. NCBI's taxonomy places the organism in Eukaryota, Viridiplantae, Streptophyta, Magnoliopsida, Rosales, Rosaceae. The transcript has 2 exons. The coding region runs from base 1 to 636 and encodes 211 amino acids.